AUGGCCGCACCUGUCAGUUCUCAGCAAGGUGCUGCAGUCCCGGCCCACACUUCAAAUGGCCACAACGGCACCAACGGCACCACCACCACAGCAAUCCCCACCACAAACGGCACAGGGGAGAGUAACGCAACGACCGCCAUGCCAGGCUUGAGUGCUGAGGAAAUGGCACAGUAUGACCGUCAGAUCCGUCUUUGGGGCGCCGAAGCGCAGCAGCGGAUACGAUCCGCCAACAUUCUGCUCAUCUCUCUACGCGCAUUGGGAACAGAGAUUGCCAAGAACCUCACGCUGGCCGGAGUUGAAUCACUCACCAUCGUCGAUGAGGGUCUCGUUGUUGAGGAGGAUCUCGGUGCGCAAUUUUUCGUGCGCGAGGAGGACAUCGGCAAGCCGCGCGCCGAAUCAGCCAUCCCUCGGAUACAAGAAUUGAAUCCGCGGGUCAAGGUCCGCUCUGGUGGUAGCCUGCAGAAUCUACUCGGUCGAGUCGAGGCAUUCUCGGCAUACGACUGCAUCAUCGCAUGCGAUCACGACCUCAUGACUCUCUCCGGCAUCAAUGCCGCUGCUCGGGUGGCUAGUAGACCUUUCUACGCUGCUGGAAUCCACGGCUUCUACGGCUACAUCUUCGCGGACCUUGUCGGACAUGAAUUUGUGGUGGAGCGCGAAAAGUCGAACAUAACAACCCAAAUGCAGGCUGAAACAUUGACCCGUGCCAUCGUUAGCGUCACCACGAGAAAGGAAAACAAUGGCAAGACUACAGAGAUCGUUAAGAAGCAGGAGCUGUACUGUCCACUACUCAUCGCAAACUCCUCCGCACUUCCCCAGGAUGUGCUCAGCAGUCGCCGGAAGCUGAAGAUGGUUCCGGCUCUACUGCCAUGUCUUCGCGCACUGUUUGAGUUUCAGCGGGACUAUCAGAAACUACCUGAAGCCACUCCACAGGAUCUCGCCAUCUUCACCACGUUGGCCACGAACAAAGCGCGAGAACUCCAGCUGCCGCACGAGACGCUCCGGGCUGAUUUUCUGCGAAGCUUCAUGCAGAGUAUUGGCGCCGAGAUCAUGCCAACGGCGGCAUUUGUUGGCGGUCGCUUGAGUGAGGACGUUAUCAACGUCUUGGGCAAGCGUGAGCAGCCGAUCCAGAACUUCGCUCUGUUUGACGGAGACGGCUUGGAGGGCAAAAUUUAUUCGCUGUACACCUUUACGCCAGAGCUUUCCGCGCUGGGCAGUAACAUGUCGGCGGGGAUGCCUAUGAGCGGACAGAUGAUCACCGACAUGCCGAUGGACAUGGGCAAUGGUGGCGGAUCCAUCAAUUUGGUGUGA
Messenger RNA from Ramularia collo-cygni, 1308 nucleotides. Its product is annotated as related to NEDD8-activating enzyme E1 regulatory subunit. The transcript is spliced from 2 exons. NCBI's taxonomy places the organism in Eukaryota, Fungi, Ascomycota, Dothideomycetes, Mycosphaerellales, Mycosphaerellaceae. The record is from RefSeq and is a predicted model, not a curated record. Gene Ontology annotation, cellular component: SUMO activating enzyme complex; cytoplasm. Gene Ontology annotation, molecular function: SUMO activating enzyme activity. Gene Ontology annotation, biological process: protein sumoylation. The coding region runs from base 1 to 1308 and encodes 435 amino acids.